Molecule: messenger RNA, 762 nt
Organism: Colletotrichum truncatum
Lineage: Eukaryota; Fungi; Ascomycota; Sordariomycetes; Glomerellales; Glomerellaceae
Product: GPI anchored serine-rich protein
Source: RefSeq, a predicted model, not a curated record
AUGAAGUACGCUGCUGUCGCCGUUGCCCUCGCUGGUGCCGUCAUGGCCCACGAUGAGCCCGCCUCUACCGUCUUCUCCACCCAGUACUUCACCAUCACCUCCUGCGCUCCUGAGGUCACCAACUGCCCUGCCCGCAGCACCGUUGUCUCCUCCAGCGUCGUUCCCCUGACCACCUCCACCAUCUACACCACCAAGGUCCAGACCAUCACCUCCUGCGCUCCUCAGGUCACCAACUGCCCCGCCGGCUCUACCGUCGUCGUCACCCGCACCGAGGCAGUUUCCACCACCGUCUGCCCCGUCACCGAGACUGGCGUCAAGCCCACUCCUACCGGCCCCGUUGCUCCUCCCCCUGGCGGCAACAACGGCACCCACCCCGUUCCCUCCAAGUCCAUCCCCGGCAAGCCCAUUGAGAGCGUCACCAAGCCCGCUCAGGUCCCCGUUACCACCGGCGGUGCUCUUCCCUCCGUCUCUAAGCCCGCCACCCUGGUGUCCAGCCCGGCCGCCCCCGUCUGCCCCGGUGUCUCCAUCAAGACCAUCUCUACCAGCGUCACCACCGUCGUCCCCACCGUCAUCUACGAGACUGUCCAGAUUCCUUGCCCUACCCCCAGCAAGCCCUCUGCUACUAUCCCUGGUGUCCCUACCGGUGGCAACGGCACCGCUGUUCCCCCCACCAAGACCCCCGUCACUGCUGGUGCUUCCGGCCUGAGCGGCUCCGUCGUUCUUGCCGCCAUCGCCGGUGUUGCCGCCUAUGCCUUCGCAUAA